Messenger RNA from Ceratotherium simum simum (southern white rhinoceros), 1279 nucleotides. It is a transcript of the gene FITM1, whose product is annotated as fat storage inducing transmembrane protein 1. Gene Ontology annotation, biological process: phospholipid biosynthetic process; lipid droplet organization; lipid storage. NCBI's taxonomy places the organism in Eukaryota, Metazoa, Chordata, Mammalia, Perissodactyla, Rhinocerotidae. Gene Ontology annotation, cellular component: endoplasmic reticulum membrane. The record is from RefSeq and is a predicted model, not a curated record. Gene Ontology annotation, molecular function: coenzyme A diphosphatase activity.
CAGUGGGGGUGACUUUGACCAGAGAGGGAGAUCCAAGCAGGCUGUGGACAAAGACAGCCUUGAACAGCAGGCUUGGCCCUGAAACAUGAAGCUGGGGACACAGACCUAGAGGGUCAAGGGGACACAGGACUAACAGGAAAGGACACAGGCUGCUGUCAGGACACACACCCGAGGCUAGGACCCUGCUGACGUGGCAGCCCUCCACCCUGGCCCCUUACUGCCCCCCGCCCCUCUCCCCCGCCUGCCAGCUGCCAACAGGGCUCUGCCCUGUGUCUGCCACACCUGUCACUGCCUGUCCUUGUCCAGGGGGGGCCCCAUCAGCCCCUCCUCAGCUGCCCAGCAGAGCAAGCGGUUAGUGGGGAGGGGAGGGAACAUGGAGCGGGGGCCGGUGGUGGGGGCAGGGCCGGGGACCAGGGCCCGAAUCCGGGCAGUGCUGGGCUGCCUGGUCCAGGUGCUGCUCUGGGUGGCCUCUGCUUUGCUGUACUUUGGAAGUGAACAAGCUGCUCGCCUCCUGGGCAGCCCCUGCUUGCGGCGCCUCUACCACGCCUGGUUGGCAGCAGUGGUCAUCUUUGGGCCCCUUCUGCAGUUCCAUGUCAACCCUCGGACUAUCUUCGCCAGCCACGGCAACUUCUUCAACAUAAAGUUUGUGAAUUCAGCCUGGGGCUGGACAUGCACCUUCCUGGGGGGCUUCGUGUUGCUGGUGGUGUUCCUGGCUACAAGGCGUGUGACAGUGACUGCCCGGCACCUGAGCCGACUGGUGGUGGGGGCAGCUGUGUGGCGGGGGGCCGGCAGGGCCUUCCUGCUCAUUGAGGACCUGACAGGCUCCUGCUUCGAGCCUCUGCCCCAGGGCCUGCUGCUCCAUGAGCUGCCUGACCGGCGCAGCUGCCUGGCGGCCGGCCACCAGUGGCGGGGCUACACGGUCUCCUCCCACACCUUCCUGCUCACCUUCUGCUGCCUGCUCAUGGCCGAGGAAGCAGCUGUGUUCGCCAAGUACCUGGCCCACGGGCUGCCAGCCGGCGCACCCCUGCGCCUGGUCUUCCUGCUCAACGUGCUGCUGCUGGGCCUCUGGAACUUCUUGCUGCUCUGUACUGUCAUCUACUUCCACCAGUACACUCACAAGGUGGUGGGUGCCGCCGUGGGCACCUUUGCCUGGUACCUCACCUACGGCAGCUGGUAUCAUCAGCCCUGGUCUCCAGGGAGCCCGGGCCACGGGCUCUUCCCUCGCCCCCACCCCAGCCGCAAGCACAACUGAAAGAAAUAAAAGCACAUCAGGCCUGGC